This is a messenger RNA of Aedes albopictus (Asian tiger mosquito), 5998 nucleotides long. RefSeq lists its product as uncharacterized. Gene Ontology annotation, molecular function: protein dimerization activity. Gene Ontology annotation, biological process: regulation of transcription by RNA polymerase II. The transcript has 3 exons. Bases 422 to 2461 code for a protein of 679 amino acids. The record is from RefSeq and is a predicted model, not a curated record. Lineage: Eukaryota; Metazoa; Arthropoda; Insecta; Diptera; Culicidae. Gene Ontology annotation, cellular component: nucleus.
GAGAUGGCAUCCCGCACAUCAAACAUACGCACGCUUACACUUCUUUCACAAACUGUGUGAGAAGCCCUCUCUCACAUCGGUGACUGGAAAGCAAGCACUCACACGCAGGCCGAAAAUUCUGCGCGAGAGUACGAUUGUGUGAGCAGCAAUGACUACGAUGUGAGUGCUCCGGCGUUGGGGGUAACCUGAUAGAGGGCAACGAAGCCAAUGUGUGAGACAAAAAUAUUCCUCUCUGUGCUCACCUUCCUGCGCACAAUUUUAGUGCUCUUCUUCCUGCGCCCAAUUUUUGUGCUCUUUUUCGUUGAUAUGCAGAAGUCGGCUGAUUUUUUGAGUUCAGUUUGUAAUCGACUUUCAAGUGGGCGCGUUCGUCGCUGUGCGAUGUAAUUAAUUUUGAUAACGGUACAACUUUAGAACGGUCGAAAUGGCAAAAAAGGUUUUAGAAAAAAGUGAGCUUGAGAGUGCAUUUACAAGAAAACGAAUUGAGAACGAAGAAGGAAAAGUAACAUACGUCUCGGAGUGCAAUUUUUGUGCCAAGCACCUCAAGUGUGAAACAAAAUACAAUCUAUCGCGGCACUUAAUAAUCAAACAUAAAGAACAGGCUGAAGAGUACGGAUUGGGGCUGGACAGUGAACAUGAAGCAGUGUCAGCGGCAGGUGAAGUGUACAAGAAAGUUGGAAAGAUAACUAUUCGUAUGGAUAAGGACCUUUUCAUUUCAUGUUUGGUGCAGUGGGUAGCCGAAGGACUCCCAAUAAACUUUUUUUCAAAGAUAUGUGUCAACAGAAUAUUGCACCCAUUAGAAGACGCACUGAAAAUAAACCACGUUAAUCGGCAUAACAUACAGCAGCACAUUGAAGCGGUAGAACAAAAACUUGUGAAGUGCAUAAUCGAUGAAAUUAAAAACAGAAUGGUGUGCAUUAAAGCAGAUAUCGCGUCAAGAAAAGGUCGAUGCAUUCUUGGUGUUAAUCUGCAAAUAAUUGUCCGAGGUAAAGUGGUGGUGCGCACGUUGGCAAUGGUAGAGAGAUUUGGAAGAAACACUGCCGAAAAUGUGUACAAUGAAAUUUUGAAAGUGUUGGAGAAAUUCAAAAUACAAAUAAACCAAGUUUAUUCUAUAACGACGGACAAUGGCUCCAACUUUGUUAAGGCGAGCCGACUAUUGCGUGAAGCCCAACAAAAGUGUUUAGAGUGUCCAGCCGAUAUGAGCUCCGGAAAUAUAUCCGAAAAGGACGAUUCGGAAGAAGAAUUUGAAGAAGAAGUAAAAGAGAUGUUUGACCAGCGAGAACAACUAAGAGUUGCUGAUCAAGACCUUGUCAACGAUGCGGAAAAUCCAGAACCAGAAUUGAUUGAUUUUUCUGACGAUCAGUCAGUGGUAGUUGAAGCAGAAGAUGAACUGCCUGUAAUCACACAACCGCAUUUGACCGGUAUCAGAUGUGCGGCUCAUGAUAUUCAACUAUCGGUCAACGACAUCCUUAAAAAGCGAUCUCUGGCUAACUUCCUGGCGAAAGUGAGAAAGUUAGUUAAAAUACUUACGUCACAGCCGUACGUCAAUUCAUUUAAUAUGAACAAAACUAGGAAAAAACCAUUCCUAGACGGAGAAACGCGUUGGGGAUCCGCUCAUCUCAUGGUACAGCGCAUUUUGGACGAAAAGCAAUUCAUAUUGUCAAUGCUUUCUACAGAUUUGCUAAAGGACUUCAGUGACAAAUUUUGGACAAUGGUUGAUCGGUUCGUGUACGUAACAAAGCCCCUAUACCUUCUUACAAAACGAAUUCAAGAAGAAACACUUAUUUGCGGUACAAUGUACCUUUAUCGGAAGGAGUGUUGUUUAGAGCUUGAAGAAAUGGAAGAUCCGCUUUCUGCCCAGCUUUACGAAGCAUUGCAGAAAAGGCAACAUAUGUGGUUUCAAAAUCCUGCCUUCUUAUCUGCAAUUUACGUUGAUCCACGAUUGAGCGAUUUCGAGCCACCAAUACUUUCAACGGAACAAAAAGCAACAGCUGUCGAACAUCUGAUGAAAACCUGGAAGCAUAUCCGAACAUCGCAAGGGACAGAAGAACCUACAGAGAAGCCUUCGACAUCAGCAUCCACAAACGUAACGAAUCUCAGCCGUGUUGAAAAGUUGUUGAUGACACAUCGGCAGACUCGACCUUCUGAUUCUAGUGAUAUGGAAAAAAGACUCAAGAGAAUUUCUCUGGAUCUGAGCCUUCCUCUUAACGCAGACGUUCUCAUAUUCUGGGAAAAGCGAAAAAGAGAAGACAAGGAACUUUCUGAACUCGCUUUGACUGCUUUGCAAACACCAUGCACUCAAGUUUCGGUUGAGCGCAGUUUUAAUGGACUUUCUCAAAUCCUGACGAAAUCUCGAAUGAAGCUCGGUACUGUACCUUUAGAACAGAUUUUAUUUAUUAAGUCAAAUAAGGAUUUACUAGAGUCAAGUUAUCUUCCAUUCGAAGUAAAGAAAGAAGAGACAUAAUUUUUUGAAUGAAUAUUUAUGCUGUGCAAAUAUUAUGUUGUCAGAAAAAUUAAAUUUAGUUUCAUAAAUGUUGAUUAUUAUUGUUCUUACUAUAAAUCAUAUGUGUAAAAAUGAGAACCCUUGAACAUUUGAAAUGAAUGAUGAAUUAAAUAAAACUGUUGGCAAAUCACUACCUUAGUACAUGUCUUACAAACAGUCAAACUUUUGAACUAAUCAAAAUCCGAAAACGCUUGAGAAAAUGUUCUUUUUUAAUAUGAAACCCAAUUAUAGGUUCAACAAGUCUAAAAUCUUAUCUUUGUUCGCAUUCGCUAAGAUGUCAGGUCAUUUGGCCGAAGGCUAUUAGAUCGAAUGGUCAGUAUGGUCGAUGGGACAGAUGAUCAUCGCACUUCUAAAAAAAAUUGGAUUCAAUUGGUUGCGCCCCCGUAUUCCACAUUGCGAAAUUUUAAUGGGAUUUAGUAUGGGGAAAACACUUUUUUUUUGCAUUUUUCUCAUUAUUAAAAGAAAAUCUAAAACCAUGUAACAAAACGUUAAAGUACAUAUAUCCUUGGAUAUGCUGAAAAACGAAACACAGUGAAGUGAUCCGACGAUUGUAAAAAAAGUUAUACACUAAAAAAUUGAGAUUUUUUAAAUGAAAAUGUUAGGAUCUUUAAUUUUUGGCACAAAAGUUAGGAACACUUUGUGGUCUUUGACAAAGUAUUUCAGCUCAUCCAACAUUAUCGGAAUCAAAGUUUAACAAAAAAUUAAGUCCCUUAUGAAAAAAUUCGAAAAAGUCAGGUUUCCCGUGCUAAAUCUCAUACUAUUUCAAUCGCAACGCGGAAUUCGGGGAAGCGACUAAUUGUUCCAAAACUCGGAAUUUAUUUAUUUUCGAAAAUCUCAUUUAAAAAUUAUUUGGCGUGAAUAAAAAAACUGAAUAUAAUGUGUUUCGAACAGAACAGUGUAUAUUAAGGACGGCAAGGUAAGGAUUUGCGUAAUGUUGACAUUGGGAGGGGAUUGAACCCCAAAACCCCUCUUUCGGACAUGGAGUUGAUUUUGAUCAUCUGAAUACAGGUUGUGUAUUAUAUUUAUGAAAAUUAUAUUGUUGGCGAGUGUGUGGGAUGGCCUCCAUCAACGAAUGCAAAAUGUCCUUCAGGGGUUAUAUAUGUUGAGGUGCGUGAAAAUAAGGAAAAGUUUGAGCUUUUGUAAAUUUUUUUUUUUACUUUUAUCUGUAUUAACGAGAUUUUUAGCCCUAGGCUAGUUCAUCUCGGGACCCACGCUUUACUUCCCUUCCGAUGGAAGAACUCACAUUUUUGCAAAGUUGUCGGGAGUCUAACCAUUUUUUUUAAUUCUCGUUUUACGUCAUAAAUAGUACAAUAUUAAAUGUGUAAAAUCAGCUUCAGAACAUGAAAAAAUAGUACUAAUUACCAAAGUUAUAACAUGUUCUGUCAAACGUGUUUUCUUUAAAAAGGUUUGCCGUGACUAUAAUUGCAGUCUAACGGCUCAACUACAAAUACAUUUUUUUCAUGCAAAAAAUGUAUGGAAAAAAUCAUAACACUGAUAGCGAACACUCAAAAAAAUUUGAUUGAAAUCGGUUGAAAACUGUUUCCGCAAUCGUAGUCAUUGCAUCGACGUUUUUGGAAAAACAUCAUUUCGAGAUAAUCGUGUUUAACCUUCCUUUUGCAUCACGUUGGCAGCAGCUCGCUGAUGUAGUAUACGAUUUGGGUCAAAAAUGACCCUAAUGCCAAAGGAGGGUUAAAGUUUCAAGUAUGCACUACGCGCCCGUAAGGGAGCGAGGCGCAAAACGCUAUAUCUUUGCUUGUACUGCUUGGAUCUCUAUGACUUUACUUACUUUAAGAUGAAAGAAUGAAAAAAAAAAAUUAUUUUGUGCUCGACCUCAACAUAUAUAACCCCUUAACAUUUAUACAGUUGUGAUUUUACACAAAUACUAAUAGUUACAAAAAUACUAAUUGAGUUACAGUAAACAUUCUUUGACAAUAUUACAAUGAUUACUGAGGAUGAGAUGUAUGAGGAGCCAUGCUUAAAAAUACUUAAAAAUAUAGUUGUUUUCAAACUGCCUCCCUUGUACGGAAGUCGUAACAUUUUUCCGCUUAAUUUUUAUUCUUUUCCGUUUCGCAAACUCAGAUCAUGAUUCCAUACUAAAAAUGAUCAUCAGAUUAUCGAGUUACUGUAAACUAAAGCAUUGCCCAUUUAAAAUCCCAGCGCAUAGCAUAUUUUCUAGGGACGCUCUCAAUGAUCAUAAUCUCCAUUCUUUUACAGCAGUCUCGUCCUACUCUAGAAAAGUUUUUCAUUCUAUGGUAGCUAAAUGAAGUCCAUAAGGUUAAAUUUUAAGUCUUAUCCCAAGUAUUGUACAAAAUAGAUAUAUGUAAUAAGGCUAAAACAAUACAAUUUUAGUGAUGAUAUGGUAAAAAAUUGGCAAGUAAGAUCAACUUGGGCUGAUUUUCUAGAAAAUUAUCGUUAUAUAAAAGAUAAACAUCAUACAACGUCAAUUUUGGACAAAAUUUACCACAAUAGGGAUACAAGCAUGUUUUAGAAGUGAGAAUAGUGUAAAUCAACAAGAUAAGAUGCAGCAAUACUUCACAUUGAACACAUUAAAAUUGACAUUUUUGUUAAAUUUACAUUUUAUUUUGUACUAGGGUGACAAUGGGUGUUAUCGGCAGGUUUGUUCUCUUCGUCAUGGGGGGUUUUUGUCAGCCAAAUUGCCUGAAACUUGGCCAUAUAAUUCAGCUAAGUUGGGAAGGAUUUGAGACCAACUCUGAGUUCAAUAGGUUUCAAAAAACCCCCAAAGACGAAGAGAACAAAACGGCCGAGAAUAGGUAAUUUCCCCUAAAUAAAAUGGCUUCAUUCUUCAUCAAUACAGAAUCUAAUAUUUUUUCUCUUCUGGUCAUAGUUGCUACUAGCAAUGGUGAGGGCAGGAACCUAAUUUGUUUCAACUUUAAAACAUCACUUGUUAAAUUGAGACUAAAUAUCAAUAAACUGGAGUGCGUGCUAGCCGAAAUGGACUUAUAGCACAUAAGCGAUCAGCAUUAUCUUUCUCUGGACAGUUAAAUCCAAAUCAUAUGCUGUAUUUGGUCAGUGUUAGAUGCCCUUUCCAAAAAUAAAUUAAGUUUAAAAAUCCUAAUUACAGAUGUGAAAUAAAUUCAAUUUAAUUUUGUAUGAGAACUUAUUGGGCCUUCUAGAGUUGAAAAUUCGUAUUUUGGUGCGUCAACCAAUCCGCUUGUUUUGUCCAUACAUUUCUUAAACUCGCAAAGGCAGCUCUCGGCUUCUUAUUUUAGUUUUUUCCUAUUUUUUCUUCUUGUUUGAUCAUUUUCGAAUUUUGGUGAUAUAGGGUUGUAUAUCGAUUAUUAGACAGAUUGCUUACGUUUUCACCCUACUCAAAACGAAACAGCACUGUUUGCUUUGCUUCUUAUUUCUGUUUUUUGUUUUAGAAGUGAAAACAUAUUAAAACAAAAAGAACGGAUUCAAUCAGUGCCAUAAUCGCUUGUUUUCAAAUAAGAUGAAUUUAGGAGGGCAAAAUUAUUAAUGGCAUGCAUUUUAUAGAUU